This is a messenger RNA of Alexandromys fortis (reed vole), 533 nucleotides long. RefSeq names its product alpha-enolase-like. The record is from RefSeq and is a predicted model, not a curated record. The annotation marks the transcript as partial. Gene Ontology annotation, cellular component: phosphopyruvate hydratase complex. The transcript has 3 exons. Lineage: Eukaryota; Metazoa; Chordata; Mammalia; Rodentia; Cricetidae. Gene Ontology annotation, biological process: glycolytic process. Gene Ontology annotation, molecular function: magnesium ion binding; phosphopyruvate hydratase activity.
UCGGUGCCAAUGCCAUCCUGGGAGUGUCCCUGGCUGUCUGCAAAGCUGGUGCUGCAGAAAAGGGGGUGCCCCUCUACCGCCACAUUGCUGACUUGGCUGGCAACGCUGAAGUCAUCCUGCCAGUCCCAGCUUUCAAUGUGAUCAACGGCGGGUCUCACGCUGGCAACAAGCUGGCCAUGCAGGAGUUCAUGAUCCUCCCUGUGGGGGCGUCCAGUUUCCGCGAAGCCAUGCGCAUUGGGGCAGAGGUUUAUCACAACCUGAAGAAUGUCAUCAAGGAGAAAUAUGGGAAGGAUGCCACCAAUGUGGGUGACGAGGGAGGGUUUGCGCCUAACAUCCUGGAGAACAAAGAAGCUCUGGAGCUGCUGAAGAACGCAAUUGGAAAGGCUGGCUACACUGAACAGGUUGUCAUCGGCAUGGACGUGGCCGCCUCUGAGUUCUUCAGGUCCGGGAAGUACGACCUGGACUUCAAGUCUCCUGAUGACGCCAGCAGGUACAUCACCCCUGACCAGCUGGCUGACCUGUACAAGUCCUUC